This is a messenger RNA of Phasianus colchicus (ring-necked pheasant), 2075 nucleotides long. RefSeq names its product queuine tRNA-ribosyltransferase accessory subunit 2 (gene QTRT2). The record is from RefSeq and is a predicted model, not a curated record. Lineage: Eukaryota; Metazoa; Chordata; Aves; Galliformes; Phasianidae.
GCCGGCGCCAUGGCCGCCCGCCGGCCCACAGUGCUCCGCGGCGCCGCCAUGGCAACUCGGCGCCCGCCCGCCGUCGCUCGUCGAUGCCGUAGCGGGAGGCGAUUGGGGGAGAGCGGGGGAAGCGGCGAGGCUCGCGUCUUCCUUCCUCCGUCCGCCGGCCGCGGCUCUCGGCAUGCGGGUGAAGCUGUGCGGGGCGGCGGGCGGGCGGCUGGGCACGCUGGCGGGGCUGGGCCGGAGCGGGACGGCCGCCUUGGCGCUGCCCGGCUGCCUGCUGUACACGCGGACCGGCACGGCGCCGCACCUCACCCGCGACACGCUGCGCGAGGUCGGCGGCGUGCCUGCCGUGGCACAGCUCACGCUGCCCACCAUGGCCGAGCUGCACGACGUCCUGGAGGAGUACAAGGAGGGAGCGGCGAAGUUUAUAGGUAUGCCAGAUACAGUGCUGUACUGCUCCCUUCAAGAUCCAGUUGCUCCCUGUCCUUCUGGCUACAACACCAACAAGUGUCCCUAUGGGGUAGCUCAGGACGCAUGGAAAUGACAGCUUCCAAGUUCAUGGACAUACAGCGGGCUAUCCAGCCAGACUGGUUCCAGUGCAUUGCUGAUGGAGACACUAUUUCUGGAGAAGUUUCUAAAAAAAGGGCCAAGAAGUCUGUGGACAGAUCGCUUUCCUUCCUGGAUGCAUGCCUUCAGCUGCUGGAAAAGGCACCGGAACUACAAGGAAGUGUAAUGUUUGGGACAAUUGAAGGUGGAGAUGUCUUGGAAGAGAGGCUCAGAUCAGCCAGAGAGACUGCCAAGAGACCUGUGGGUGGCUUUCUGUUAGAUGGCUUCCAGGGACAUGCCAUGGCAAAGGAGACCAAAUUGAACCUGAUUUCUUCUGUGACAGCAGAGCUGCCAGAGGAUAAACCAAGAAUCAUUCAUGGUGUGGGCAAACCAGAUGAGGUGCUUGAGUGCAUUGAAAGGGGAGUGGACAUCUUUGAGAGCUUCUUUCCCUUCCAGGUGACAGAGCGAGGCUGUGCCUUGGUGUUUGGCUAUGAUUACCAUUCAGAUCCCAAAGCAGCAGCAGUUUUAAAACAAGAUGGGGCCCAGGACCUGGAGAAAAAUGGUACUGAAGAAGACAAGGAGGAGGUUGUCAAAGCUGACCCAGAAAUGACACCAUUUGAGAUAUUUCUGAAGGAGAAAAGAUACUAUGAUGACUUUCGUCCUUUGCUGGAAGGAUGUACCUGUUACUGUUGUCAGAGGCACACUCGCGCAUACCUCCAUCACCUCCUUGUGAGCAAUGAGCUUCUGGCUGGUGUCCUGCUCAUGAUGCACAACUUUCAGCACUACUUCAGCUUCUUCAGCACCAUACGAGAUGCUUUAAGAGAUGACAAAUUGGAUCAGCUGAAAAAGCUCAUCUUCAGUCAGGCACUGCAAGGCCCAGAAAAUGCAAAGAUAGACCAGUGAGUUCAGAGAAAAUAGAGGAGGUCACAGCUUACAUCCUUACCCACUGGGACUGUUGAAACUUCACUGCUAGCAGAAUGACCUGUUAGGUUCUAAAAUGCCUCCUUUCCUGGAGGAACUGUAAAGGGAUGCUUUAAGAUCUCACUUCCAGGCAGGGAAGGAAGAUGUUACUCAAACAUCCCUUGAGGUUAAUUGGCUUGGUGCAUUCUCAGGUUAUAGAAUAGCCUGAACAGCUCAUAAAACCAAUACAGACAGCUUUGUUUUCAGUUAUUUGUUGGUGGCUUUCCAUGUGGGAGAACUCUGAGUGGAAGCUCAGCAGCUGUUUGGGUCUUCUGCCCCUUUUCCCCCAAAAAUGCUAGUGAUGCGGUUGUCCCUUCAUGCAGCUCCUUGUGAGAUCCUGCCCCAGCCUACCACACUGCUCCUUGUGAACACUGCCAGCAUCCAUGUCCCCAAGAAGAAGUGGUUGGAAGUGCUGCUCUAUUUAGUGGCACAAAGACACCAUACCCAUACUUCUGUUACUCUGCAGUGCAGAAUGUUCUCUGGGCUCUCCACUUUAGCCCUUUUUACUCUGUAUCCUUUACAUCUGUAUGGAUUAAUAUGCCAGUAAAGGACUGAAAUUUAAAUGAUCACGUACC